Octopus sinensis (East Asian common octopus) is the source of this 8179-nucleotide messenger RNA. Its product is annotated as plexin-A1. Gene Ontology annotation, biological process: semaphorin-plexin signaling pathway involved in axon guidance; positive regulation of axonogenesis; negative regulation of cell adhesion. Bases 387 to 6059 code for a protein of 1890 amino acids. Gene Ontology annotation, molecular function: semaphorin receptor activity; protein binding. The record is from RefSeq and is a predicted model, not a curated record. Lineage: Eukaryota; Metazoa; Mollusca; Cephalopoda; Octopoda; Octopodidae. The transcript is spliced from 37 exons. Gene Ontology annotation, cellular component: semaphorin receptor complex.
AUUUAGGUCUUGAAGUUAAACAGUUGUCACUGAGUAAAGUCACCGACAGUUGUGUAGACCCUCAGUAAGAGAAGCUAGUCUUUAAAAGAAGGCGACGAGAGAAAGUUCGUUUCAAAACUUUGGACGCCCACUAUACCAGACUAGGGCUGGCUUUCUCUUUACUUGUUCUUUGAUUUAUAAAUAAUUUAUUCAAUUAAUGAAAUCCGAAGGAAAAAUCUCCGAACAAAGCAAGAAUCGAAACCCUGCCAAACAGGAGGAGAGGAUAUUAUAUUAAUAUAUAUAAUUAUAUAUUUUGUAUCUUUUAAUUUUCGUGGGAUUUACCGCGUUGCUGAUGUGUUUUUUGUGUAAGUAUGGAACAAGUUGAAGUUAAAAACCAGUCUUAUUAGAUGAAGGGAGUUGUAUAUGCCUCUCUUAGGAUGUGGCGUAAUGUGGCCUUUUUAGUUUUGGUGAUGCCACUGCUGUAUGUCAGUGGUGAUUACAUUGUAAGCAGUUUCCAAAGCUCUAAAAAUGGUUCCACCAUGAAUCAUUAUGUGGUUAAUAAAAAUACCGGCAAAAUCUAUGUUGGUGCCGUUAACAGACUCUAUCAACUUUCUCCCGACUUAAAGGAGGAAAUUAAUGUGUCUACCGGACCAAUAAAGAGCAGUCCGCAGUGUCCACCACAAAAAUAUUCCUGUGAGUCUGGACAAUUUACUGAUACUUAUAACAAAGUUCUCGUUGUGAACUAUGCAUCACAGGAACUGAUUGCUUGCUCAACCCAGUUCCAUGGUAUAUGUGAAAAAAGGUACCUUGCCAACAUGUCCAUCAGCAACACCAACAAACCACUCUCCAACCCGGUCGUUGCUAACAGCCUGAAUGCAACUACUUUUGCUUUUAUUGCACCAGGACCAAGCCAAGGAAAUGGUGUUCAGCCCAACGUAUUGUAUGUUGGUGCAACCAGAACCAACAUUGGAUUAAGGAUAUACCGCGAUCUAGUGCCAGCCUUCUGUAUUCGCAAUCUCGACAAUUUUGAAAUUGCAUACAAAAGCCCUGUGGAGCAGAGUUCCAAAAAAGAAAUUGAAACCCAACAUAGAGAAACAUUCAAAGUGAACUACAUAUAUGGCUUCAGCUCUGAGAAAUUCAGUUAUAUGUUGACAGUGCAGAAAGCCAAUACCCAAGAUGAGCGUUAUGCUUCAAAGAUCUUCCGGGUUUGCCAAAAUGACAAAAAUUUCUACUCUUAUGCAGAACUAUCCUUCAAGUGUGGAAGCAACAGGGUGUAUAAUUUAGUGCAAGCUGCCUAUCUUGCUAAAGCCGGCAGCACUUUGGCACAAAAUCUUGGAAUUCCCACUACGGAAGAUGUUCUUUAUGCUGUAUUUUCUCAUGGACAGACUAACAAACUGGAACCACAGCCUCGAUCAGCACUUUGCAUUUAUCCAAUGCGGAUUGUUAGGAAAAUAUUUACCCAAAACAUUCGCCAGUGUUUCAAAGGACUUGGAAAUAUUGGUCCUGAACAUCUUACAAAGUCUACUUUGUGCCAAAAAACGAAACUCCAAAUUGAUGACAAUUAUUGUGGAACUUUAGAUAUCAACACACCAAUAGCUGGGACUGUACCAGUGGAGGUUCCCUUUACACAGGAUUUCCCUUCGAUUAUAGCUUCUGCUGUAGCUGUAUCGAUAACUUAUGAUUACACUGUGGCUUUCAUUGGAACUACCGUUGGCACCGUCAUCAAAGUGUCCAUUGAGUCAAGCCACUCUGCCAUGCCUUACGAGACUAUUCAUGUGGCCCCUGACCAAAGGAUCUUUCCUGAUCUCUACUUUGAUUUGGAUAAGGAGCAUUUGUACGCCAUGACCCCUAAUAAGCUCAGCAAGGUACGUGUGGAAGAUUGCAGUCGCUAUACAAGCUGCAGUGAUUGCAUUGGAGUCAAAGAUCCUUACUGUGGCUGGUGUACUUUAGAAAACAAAUGCUCUCUGCGAGCCGAGUGUAAAGAGGCUGACCAAGACCUUCGGUGGUUGCCAUAUACUGGACAAAACUGCUCGGCGAUCACCAGUCACUCACCAUCUCAAGUGCAGAUCAGGAAACUUGCGCAAAAAACUGUCAAAAUCACUCUGCAAGUGAUGAAUCUUCCUCAGGUGAGGGGCCAGUACGAGUGUGCCUUCUCUGCUUACGGCCGCAACCACACAUUGACUACAAAUGCUCAGAAGGCCCGCGACCAGGUGAUCUGUCGCACACCCAUCAGUAGUAAACUCCCUCCAAUUCCAACUGGCAAAGAUCAUAUCGUGAUGAAGCUGUCUGUUAGAGUUGGUGGCAAGGAUUUCGUCUCUGUAAACUUUACGUUCUUUGACUGCAACGUGCACUCCUCUUGCAUGCAUUGUAUCCAGAGCAAGUUUCCUUGUAACUGGUGCAUCAAAGAACAUUUAUGCACCACAAACAAGACGAAAAACAGUUCAGACAUUGUUCUUGGAAAUGCUUAUACCGGAUCAAAAUUAUGUCCACGGAUUGAAUAUGAUUCGGCUGUCAUACCUGUUGCCUCUGGCACAGAAAAAAGCGUUUCCUUGAAGGCAAUGAACUUAAAAGAUUUCCAAACAGAUAUCAAAUGUAAAUUCAAACUGAACCAAGACGUGAAAGUACAUGCCACUAAAACAAGCACAGACAGAAUCAUUUGUGAUCCAGUCUCAUUUUCAUAUGAGCCAGAUGUUCCCUACCGAAAUGUGCCAUUUGAGAUUACAUGGGGCCCCAACGAAAGACCUUUGGAUAACCUAGGAAGUAUACAAGUUAAAAUGUACAAAUGUGAAUCGAUGGCUACAAGCUGUGGUAUUUGCUUAACCAUGGACAAGAUAUACAGAUGUGGCUGGUGUGAGAACAAGUGCAGUAUCCGGUCACAGUGCACCAAUUACCAUUGGUUUCCUAGCUCCGAGAUUUGUCGCAAUGUGAAAAUAACUGAGUUUCAUCCAUCAAAAGGUCCAAAAGAAGGUGGAACCCUUUUGACAAUUAGAGGAGAAAAUCUUGGUAAAACAUUUUCAGACAUCAAAAAGGGAGUGACUGUGGUUGGAGCACAUUGCGAACCUAUAGAAUCAGAGUAUGUUCCUGCUCAAAAGAUUGUUUGCAGAACAGGACGCUCUUCAAAAAAGAGCGGCGCCGUCCGCGUUGUUGUGGCAACAUUUGCAUCAGCCAUGUCAGAUUUCUUUUAUCAAUAUGUGGUACCAGAAAUUAAUGGACUGGAGCCAACAAUGGGACCCAAAGAUGGUGGCACUAGAGUCACUGUCAAAGGUGAUCAUCUUGAUGCUGGAUACGAAAAGUCUAUCACGAUCGCAGGUUUGCCAUGCAGGAUUGAACGUGUUGAACGCCGUGAACUAGUUUGCGUCACACAGUAUGCAGACAGGUUGAUGCGAGGUAUGGUAAAUAUGACCAUAGACCAGACUGUCAUCAACUCCAACAAUGUUGAUUACUCUUAUGUGGUUAAUCCAAAAGUCUCGGAUAUCGUACCAAAGAAAAGUGUUUGCGGUGGUGGUAUACCUAUGAAUGUGUAUGGACAAAACUUCAGCAUCAUUCAACAGCCACAAAUGAUAGUUUGGGUUCGUAAUAAAGAAUACCGAGGGCAGGAUUGCAGUCAGAUGAGAGAUUCCCAUUUGAUCUGUUACUUCCCAAACAUCACGGAACCAGUCACCAGUGGUAACAUUAAUCUUCCACAAAGAUUCUCCUAUGGUUUCCACAUGGACAAUGUUACCAAUCUACUGAACCUAACAGACUAUCUUGGCACUGUUGAAGUACAGGAUAACCCUAUCUUCUCAAAGUUCACUGAGAAAGUGAAAUCUCAUCUCUACACCAAUGAGUACCUCACUAUCAAUGGACAGAAUCUUAACAAAGCAGUAGAUGAGGCACAUGUCAGUGUCCGCAUAGGUAUGGGCCGCUGCAAUGUGACCUCUAUAGCUUCAUCGCAACUGACUUGCCAGCCACCCAAAGUUCAGCCAGAAGCCAUGUCAGAUAGCGAUUAUCCCGAAGUCAUUGUUCGAGUUGGUCGUAAUCUGACCUAUCAUAUUGGGUUCCUGCGCUAUGAAGAGCCCGAAGGAACAUCAUUACAUAUGGUGAUUGGCUUAGCUGUGGGUGGUGCCGUGCUCUUGUUGAUUGUAAUUAUUGUUGUUAUUGCUUACCGCGUCAAAUCAAAACAGAGCAACACCAUGAAGAAGCAGUUACAUGAGCAAAUGGACCAGUUGGAGUUAAAAGUUGCCCAAGAAUGCAAAGAAGCAUUUGCUGAGCUACAAACUGACAUGACAGAGCUGAAUAAUGAUAUGAGUGGCCAAGUAUCAAUUCCUUUCUGGGAUUACCGAACUUAUUGCAUGAAAGUCCUCUUCCCAGGUGAUAAGGACCAUCCUGUUACUAAGUACCAGCCCAACUCAUCCAAUUUAAACAGCAAGCCUCUUCAGCUUUUCAUGCAGUUGAUAAAGAAUGCAACAUUCUUGUUAACGUUUAUACGCACUUUAGAGGCGCACCAGUCAUUUACAAUGCGAGAUCGAGUCAAAGUUGCAUCUUUGAUCUCUGUUACCUUGCAAUCAGACAUGGUUUACGCCACCAGCAUUCUAAAGACAUUGCUGGAGGAUUUAAUAAAGCGUUCCAUUGAAGGCAAUAAUCACCCCAAAUUACUGCUCCGAAGGACUGAAUCAGUAGCAGAAAAAAUGCUUAGCAAUUGGUUUACAUUUUUACUUUAUCGGUUCCUCCAGGACUGUGCCGGAAAACCCUUAUUUUUGCUGUUCCAAGCAAUCAAGCAUCAGGUAUCAAAAGGCCCCGUUGAUGCUAUCUCCAGUGAAGCUAAGUACUCCCUGAGUGAAGACAAACUGAUUCGUCAGCAGAUAGAUUUCCGCACGCUGACAAUAAAUGUGUGUGACACAGAGCAGUUUAGCCAACCAUAUGUUCCAGUCAAAGUACUCGACUGUGACACCAUCACACAUGUCAAGGAGAAAAUCAUGGAUGCCAUCUACAAGAAUGCUCCAUUUAGUAGACGGCCACCCAUAGAGAGCUUAGACCUUGUCUUAUUUGCUCAACCUCCAGAAUGGCGUUCAACCCCCAACGAGAUCCUCAUCCUCAAUGAUGAAGACAGCACCUCAAAGAUCGAGGGUGACCUCAAACGACUCAAUUCACUCGCGCACUACAAGGUCAAUGAUGGCGCUUAUAUGGCACUUAGGAAGAAACAAACUCCUGUAAACACUGGACCCCCUCUACAAGAAAAGCCAACCUUUUAUAAAUAUGAACGUUUAAUUUCAGAAAAUUCUCUCUACACCCGUAGCCCAUCUUUAGGUCGUACUGUCAAUUCUAGUGGUAUACCUAAUGAUGGAGAAAACAAUAUACGCAAAUAUCAUUUGGUAAAACAACAUGAUUCACCAACACAUAGAGAGGGAGAUCGAGGAAGCAAAAUGGUCAGUGAAAUUUAUCUCACAAGACUGCUAACAACUAAGGGUACUCUUCAACAAUAUGUUGAUGAUUUGUUUGAACGAAUAUUUAGUACCACCCAUCGCGGUCAAGUAUUACCCCUGGCCAUAAAAUAUAUUUUUGACUUCCUUGAUGAGCAAGCCCAGCUCCAUAACAUUGAGCCUGAAGUUGUACACACAUGGAAAUCCAACAGCCUUCCUUUGCGAUUCUGGGUAAAUAUUAUAAAAAAUCCCAACUUUGUCUUCGAUAUCCACAAAUCUCAUAUCGUCGACUCCUGCCUAUCGGUGACUGCCCAGACGUUCAUGGACAGCUGUUCAAUGAGUGAGCACCGGUUAGGAAAAGAUUCUCCUUCCAGCAAGCUGCUAUACGCCAAAGAUAUUCCUAAAUAUAAGGCAUGGGUAGAUCGUUAUUAUGAAGACAUCAAAUCUAUCAUACCAAUAUCAGACCAAGAUAUGAAUUCUAUGUUACAAGAAGAAUCACGACUACAUUGCCAUGAGUUCAACACAGAAGCAGCGUUAAAUGAAUUGUACAAAUAUGUUGACAGUUAUAGUUGUAAGUUGUUGCAAGCUUUAGAAUCUGAUGAAACUGCCAGUCGGAGUAAGUUGGACCUGAAACUACAACAAGUGAUGAACUUGAUAAAUAAUGCCGACCAAUCUUAUUGAUGUUGCUGCCAAGACCAAAAAUAUAAAUAUAAAAAAAAAAUUUCAAAAAAUUUUAAAAAUAAACAAAAAAAUACAAAUGAAAAAUACAAACACAACCACCAAACAACCUAGCAUCCCUUACCUGCCUCCCGCAUCACCUACUGCUACCAAAGGAAUAAUGACACUUCUUAGGGUGCAGUCUCUGUUGUUUUUUUUUUUAAUAUCUACACGCCAUCACCACCACCACCAUCAAUUAAACUACUGAUCUUAAUACCAAACUGCUCUACUGCUGCCACUGCUCUCAAAGAGGCAUGGUAUGGGUGGUUUGGAAGUUGGCGGGGGGAUAAAUAAAAUAAAAUGAGGACUAAAAUUUAAAUAAAAGAUAUAUAUAUAUAAAAUUCAUACCAAAUUUAAAAAAACAAGAAACAUUACAAAGAAAUAAAACUAUAAAUGAAAUAUAAAAAAAAUAAAUAAAAAAAUUCAAACUUGGAAAAAUUCAAAACGGAAAACAAAGAAAAAAAAAACAAAAACAACAAGGAGUUAAGUGAGCGAGGAUAAAUGAAGGGGAUGUUGUUGUUAACAAUGAUGAUGAAGAAGGAGGAGGAAGAGAUGAAAGAUAGGUGGAGGGUGACUGGGUAAAGGGAUGUCAGCUAUUUUUUUUUUUGCUUGGAAAUAUUGCAAAAGACCAUUUUUUAUAAGAAAAAGAUAUAAAUUCCAGAUCCAGUAGCAGAUAUAAUUUAUCUGGGAGGUGGGAGGCCUUUAAUCUACUUUUAAUGACUGGUCUUUGUUGUUGGUUUUUCAUUAUAAUCCCUUCAAAUUUUAGGCCUUAUGUGUGCAUGGUGUCAUAAAUUAUACAUAUGCAUGUACAUAGAUAUAUAUAUGUGUGUAUAUAUAUAUAUAUAUAUACUCACACACAUAUUCUAGACAUACAUUCUUGUACAUUAAACCUCAUACCAUGGUUUCAUGUGGAUUAUCCUAGUGAAUCCUUUUGAUCAUCAGUGGACAACAUUACAGACAUUUCUCCUGAGAAGUAAUCUCUGUUGAAGACAUUGAUUUAACCUUCUAGAUUACAUACACUUGAAUUUCUAUUAUUUUCAACACAUGCAUGCACAUACACACUCACACACACACAUUUAUAUACAUGCAUAUACACAUAUAGUGAACAAUUUGUUUAAAAAAAAAAAACCAGAACACCAUAAACACAUUCUGUGUGUAUAUGUACAUAUAUGUAUGUGUGUGUGUAGAAGUAUAUAUAUAUAUAUAUAUAUAUAUAUAUACACACACAUGUAUAUAUAUAUAUAUACAAAGUUUAGUGAAAUCCCAAUGCCAGCCCACCUCUCCUCCACCUCACAAAGAAGACAUAAAAGCAACAUAGAACUUUUAAACCAGUCAAGGAAUGUGUCCUCACAACAAAAUUCAUACUGUUAACAGCCUGUUUGUAAAUUGCAAAGUUUUCGAAAAACCAAAGUGUGUGGAUGUGUGCGUUUGCUUGCUUGGGUAUGAAUGCAUGAGUGACUGUUUUUUUUUUUUUAAAUAACUAAUUUUAGUUUUUAUUUUCCUAUCAUGUCAGAAUUGAGUGUGUGUGUUUAUAUCCUCUCUGUCUCCUCUAUAAUUAUUAUUAUUAUUAUUAUUAUUAUUAUUAUUAUUAUUAUAACUUCUAUUACUGCUACCGGACUACAUAUAUUGAUUCACCCACCUGCCCAACCACUCACCAACACAAACUUACAAAACACUCUCCACUUUCCCAAUCACCAAAAUAUCUUGUCACAGUGCUACAUAUAUAUAUACACAUAUAUAUUUAUAUAUUUGUGUGUGUAUAAGUGUAUAAACAUUAAUGUAUGUAUGUGCGUGUUUGUGUGUGUGUAUGUGUGUAUACACAGUAACUACAGUCAGCAGGAUUAUACUUUUACUAUAUAUAUACACACACAUACACACACAUUUGUAUAAUGUGUGUAUUUACUCUCCUUUGCCCUCUUUAUAAAGAAAGAAAAUUUUAAAGAAAAAAUAAAGAAAAACAAGAACCACCGCCACCUCUACAUAAGCACACAUUAAACAUAACAAAACUAUAUAAUUUUUUAUAUCUCAAAAAAAAAUAUAUAUAUAAAUAAAUAUAAUGUAAAUGAACAUGAAACCAAAAAAAA